This is a messenger RNA of Strongylocentrotus purpuratus (purple sea urchin), 1091 nucleotides long. RefSeq names its product pancreatic triacylglycerol lipase. NCBI's taxonomy places the organism in Eukaryota, Metazoa, Echinodermata, Echinoidea, Camarodonta, Strongylocentrotidae. Gene Ontology annotation, biological process: lipid metabolic process. The coding region runs from base 41 to 1030 and encodes 329 amino acids. The transcript has 5 exons. Gene Ontology annotation, molecular function: lipase activity. The record is from RefSeq and is a predicted model, not a curated record.
GCUUGUUUUUCGGUGACUUUUCGAGAAAAGGGAAAGCAAAAUGUUGUUGAGCUCUCUGUUUUUGGCUGCUUUGGUUUCAUCAAACCAGAUAGGAGAUGGCGUCGCUGACUCUGUAACCUAUGGCGACCUUGGGACUUUUGAGUACGGGAAUGGCGCGCCGAGCUGCCAUCACUUCAGACCAGAAAGUCCUGAAGCCAUCGUGAUAAGAUUCUGGCUUUACACCAAGAACAACAGGAAUUCAGGCCAACAACUAGACCGUUCUUCAUCCUCGUCGAUCACCAGAUCGUACUUCUCAGCCGGUCGAGAUACGAAGUUUAUCAUCCAUGGGUACACAGACGAGUAUACGUCUGGUUGGGCUAUGGAUAUGAAGGACGCCCUCUUGACGGAGAAUACCAAUGUGAUCAUGGUAGAUUGGAAGGAGGGAGCUGGGCGUCUCAACUACGCUCAGAGCCGGGCUAACACACGUGUGGUAGGAAGAGAGCUUGGGAAGCUCAUCGAGAAACUCAAGUCGACGACAGGUGCAUCGUAUGGUAGCAUGCAUAUCAUCGGGCACAGUCUGGGAGCUCAUACCAGCGGCUAUGCUGGCGAGGCAAGGUCGGGCGUAGGCAGAAUCUCAGGUCUAGACCCUGCAGGACCCGAGUUCUUUGGUUAUGAGAACCAAUGCAAGCUAGAUUCAUCUGAUGCAUCAUUCGUUGAUGCUAUACACACGGAUGGAGGUGCUACCGGUGCAGGUCUGAUUGAACAGUUGGGCCAUCAAGAUUUCUACCCAAACGAGGGCAUAAGCCAACCAGGCUGCGAGGGAACCUCAGUCAUGGAGGCAUGCGACCACAUGAGGGCGCUAGACCUCUAUACAGAGAGUAUCACCUCAAGCUGUAACUUCGCUCCUUCCAGGAAAUGCAGCAACUGGGCUAGCUAUCCAAACUGCCCCAGAUGUGGGACCUGCCCCACGAUGGGCUACUGGGCAGACAAGAACCGUGGAAGCGGGGCCUACUUUGUGGAGACGAACGGGGCAAGCCCCUUCUGCAUGUGAUUUCGAUUAUAGAUGACUCCCAAUUAUACAAUACAAUUAAAUAUAAAAAGAAAUCCGCAUU